CGACGUCAUCAUCGUUUGGAUUUUAGGGUUUUGGGCGCAAAUGGAGCUUGUGUUGUUUCGAAGGCGAUGGAUGGAGCUGGCGGCUUGCGUCGUGUGCAUCAUGGCCACGCUGCUCGUCUAUGGCGUGAUGCAGGAGAGGAUAAUCCGGGUUCCCUACGGCUCCAGCGGCGAAUUCUUCCAGUACUCGCUUUUUCUCGUCUUUUGCAACCGGAUUUUGACGUGCGCCUUCGCGAUAACCGUAAUGCUGGUUCUUAAGAAGGAUCUCUCUCCCGUUGCCCCGAUUUACAAGUAUGGCGGUGUCUCCUUGUCAAAUAUUUUGGCAACCACUUGCCAGUAUGAGGCUUUGAAGUACGUCAGCUUUCCUGUGCAAACGCUGGGAAAGUCUGCCAAGAUGAUCCCUGUGAUGAUUUGGGGAACUUUGAUCAUGCAAAAGAGAUACGGGUUGCGGGAUUACUUGCUGGCGCUUUGCAUCACAGCAGGUGCCGCAGUCUUUCUCCUGUAUGGUGAAGGGGCUCAAACGAAAAGCUUGAGUGGAGGAGAGAAUUCUAUCUGGGGACUCGCUCUCAUGGCCGGCUAUUUGGGUUUUGACGGGUUUACAAGCACAUUCCAGGACAAGCUUUUCAAAGGCUAUAGUAUGGAAGUGUUCAACCAGAUUUUGUACGUGACGCUAUGCUCCUGUGCUCUGAGUACUUUUGGACUCUUGACCCAAGGAAACUUGUUCCCAGCUCUUUCCUUUAUUAGCCGCCACAGGGAUUGCUUCUUCCAUGUUUUCCUUCUGUCUUUGGCGGCCACCGCCAGCCAGUUCUUCAUUAAUCACACCAUUAAGACGUUUGGAGCGCUCACGUUUGCCAUUAUCAUGACCACCAGACAGCUGGUGAGCAUCUUGUUAUCGUGCUUGUGGUUUGCUCAUCCCUUGAGCUGGAAGCAAUGGUUAGGCACGCUUUUGGUGUUUGGAUCGCUGUACUACAAGUCGUACGCUGGAGCGACUGAUCGAACGAAACAAGCGGUCAAAGAGCCAGAGAGUGUGGAACUACAAGGCAAAACGGACACUGCUCAACAAGUAUAG
Selaginella moellendorffii is the source of this 1066-nucleotide messenger RNA. Its product is annotated as UDP-galactose/UDP-glucose transporter 5B. Gene Ontology annotation, biological process: transmembrane transport. NCBI's taxonomy places the organism in Eukaryota, Viridiplantae, Streptophyta, Lycopodiopsida, Selaginellales, Selaginellaceae. Gene Ontology annotation, cellular component: endoplasmic reticulum membrane; Golgi membrane. Gene Ontology annotation, molecular function: 3'-phosphoadenosine 5'-phosphosulfate transmembrane transporter activity. The record is from RefSeq and is a predicted model, not a curated record. The transcript has 11 exons. The coding region runs from base 41 to 1066 and encodes 341 amino acids.